This is a messenger RNA of Cottoperca gobio, 4972 nucleotides long. It is a transcript of the gene golga1, whose product is annotated as golgin A1. NCBI's taxonomy places the organism in Eukaryota, Metazoa, Chordata, Actinopteri, Perciformes, Bovichtidae. The record is from RefSeq and is a predicted model, not a curated record. Gene Ontology annotation, cellular component: Golgi apparatus. The transcript is spliced from 24 exons. The coding region runs from base 416 to 2941 and encodes 841 amino acids.
ACGUCGUCACAUCGCUCAGCUCUGCCACCCAAUGAACAGAGGGGCUGCCGUGACGUCAGCAGUCACCUGUGUUGGGAUGAUUACGUGUAGCUCACCAACUAGCAGCAGCUAGCUUGUGAGCCGAGACAGCGAAAACAUAUCGACUAUCCCAACAAUAGCUAUAAUUUUUGUGUAUUCAGAAGAAUGUCGAAAGUACAGUCAUUGAACAUUUGAAAACACCACGGACUGUCGAAGUUAAUAUGCUGUAGCAGAAUGGAAUUACCAGGACAAACUUGUUUUGAGUGGUACUGCAUAAGGACUGCGGCUCUGUUUCAGCCCUCAGAACAAGGAGCCAUAAACUCCAUGCAUCGCGUGAAGUCCCUUACCCUCCAGAAACUGCAAAUUGCACUCAAAAAGAGACACUCACAGGACAGACAUGUUUGCCAAGUUAAAGAAGAAGAUCGCAGAGGAGGCUGCCACAGCACCUCGGAGUGGUGUUCGUAUACCGCGCACCAUCAGCAAGGAAUCCAUCACCUCAGUAGGGGCAGACUCGGGGGAUGACUUUGCAUCUGAUGGCAGCAGCUCCAGGGACGACCUGCCCGCACAGCUUCUCAGAAGGAAUGAUCAGAUACGGAAGCUGGAGGCUAAGCUAUCAGACUACGCUGAGCAGCUACGAAUUAUGCAGAAGACCAAGGACAAGCUUGAAAUUGCGUUAGAAAAGCAACAGGAUUCAUCCAUUAAGAAACUUCAAGACCAGAACGAGUGUCACCAGGCCAGCAGAGCCAAAGUGGCCGAGGGUAUGGCUUUAGCUCUGGAGAAGAAGGAUCAGGAAUGGGUGGAGAAGAUGACUGAUGUGGAAAAGGUAUAUAUGGAGAAAGCUUCCCUGUCAUCCCGGCUAGAGGAGAUGAUGGAGCAAAGCUUAGCACUCUUCCAGAAAAGGGAUGACCUGGAUGAACUGGAGGGCUUUCAGCAGCAGGAGCUCGCUAAAGUUAAGCACAUGUUGCUGAAGAAGGAGGAGCAGCAGAACCAGCAGGAUCAGGAGCUCCAGCUGAAGGAGGCUGAAGUUCAGUCGGCAAAGCGAGGGCUGUCUGAGGCUAAAGGGAAACUCCAGGCUCUGGAACAACAGCAUGAAGAGAGCUGCAGUCUCAAUACUGAGCUUGAAAUAGAGCGAGAGGAGCUGCUGCUGCUCAGAGAGGAGGCAGACAAGAAGAUGAGUAAGCUGGAGAGACGAUGCCAGGAGCUGCAGUCAGUCCUCCAGCAGGUCUCUGAAGACUUCCAGAAGUCACAGAGUAUGGUGCCAACUUUAGAGAGGUCCCUCCAUGAAUUACAGACUGAACAUGAUGCCCUGAAGUUGCAACAACAAAAGGCUGCUGUCACAGAGGAGGACAAGGAGCGCUUGUUAGUGGACCUUCAGAAGAAAGUGAUAUCUCUGGAGAGACGGCUACAGGGGAACCUGAGCCAGGACGAGCAUCUACAGGAGUUUCUCCAGGAGAAGUCCAGCCUGGAGCAAAGUCUGGAAGAGACGAGAGCAGAGCUGCUGCUGGUUCGGACAAACCAUGCUGAUACUGUCAGCUCUCUGGAGACCCAAGUAUCCAGAAUGAGCUGCACCAUUACUGAGCUGCAGACCCUUCUCCGACACAAAGACGACUCCUCCAGAGCCUACCGAGAGAGAACAGACACACAAAUUGCUGAUUUGGAGCAGAAUGUCGUCGAGAGUAGUGAGAGACUGAAGAGUGCAGAGCGUCAGAUCACAGAUAACCAGCAGCACAUGGAUAAACUGCAAGGAGAGUGGAGUGCAGAAAAGGCCUUUCUGGAUCAGCAGGUGUGUUUGUUACAGCAGCAAAGUGAGGAGAAGGCCAGCUGCCUGGAGGAAAGCAUCACUGCUUUACAGACGGAAAGACAGAUGCUGCAUGACAGAAUUGCUGAUCUGGACGACCAGAGGGGUGAGGCAAACUCCAUUGUAAGCCAGCGGGCGGAGGAGCUGGAACAGUGCAGAGCGGAGCUGAACAGUCGGCAGACAGUGAGCACGGAAAUUGCCAAAGCUCUAGAAGAAACCAGACGACAGAAGGAGGAGCUGCAAAUACAGGUUGGAGAGCUGACCACAUCUCUGCAGAGCUCACAGCAGGAACUGUCCACUGUCACUGAGAAGCUAGCACUGAAUGAGGAAGACAUCAAAACACUCCAGAAUGAGGUCCAGUGUCUGCAGGCAUCGAUUGUCAAGCUGCAAGAGGAGGUAGAGCAUCAGCGGGUCCAGUUGGAGCAGAUGGAGCUGGACAAAGACUCUCAGCUCAUCAGCCUGAGGGAGGAGCUGCUCAGCCAGACACAGCAGCUUGAUAGCUGCCAAGCACGGAUCUCUUACUUGGAGGUUGAGGUGGAAACUUUGACAGAACAGCUUCACAGCCCUGAGGUGUGUGAGGAGGAUCAGAACGGCAGUGUGACGGUAGAUGAUCUGGAUCACAUUCAGAAGGUCAACAGAGAGCUAGAGCAGCAGCUCACUGACAAGAACAGGACCAUCAAGCAGCUGCAGCAGAGACUGGCAGAACUGAAGAGGACGCUGCAGAAAGAACUGAAGCUGAAGCCUGAGCCAGAAGCUGAAGGGAAGGAGAAGUUUCCAGAAAGCAGAGCAGACAAACAAGAGAGGUUUUGUCCAGAGCUGCUGCCAGCAUCCAUGCUAAGCCCCCCGACCUCCAACACCAUGGUGACCAACACCUCAGACCUCAACGACUCACGAGAAAUAAACUUUGAGUAUCUCAAACACGUCGUACUGAAAUUUAUGUCAUCUCGAGAUGUUGAGGCAUUCCAGCUAAUCCGAGCUGUAUCGGUGCUGCUGAACUUCUCUCGUGAGGAAGAGGACAUGUUGAAACAAACUCUGGAGUACAAGAUGUCCUGGUUUGGAUCUAAGCCCUCUCCAAAGGGUACCAUCCGGCCUUCAAUCUCAGGCGCUUCGACUCACUGGAGCUGAUGAGCAGCAGAAGCGAUGGAGAGAAAGGAACCAAAGGAGGAAAAAGUCCUUCUGCUGUGUCUCCCAUCACUGAGCAGGACUCUAGCUUUAAACUUUGAACGGCCUCCCACAGUCCUCUCUGUCUCUGUGGGAAUGACUGUUUUUUCUGCUCCUUUGGGACAAAGAAGGGCUGCACAGGAUGCUCUUAAUCACGUGUUGAUUUCUAAAUGACAUUAUUUCCUUGUCAGUGGUUAAGUCGGAUGCACUCUUGACCAUAUGUUAUAGAGAGUAAACUGACACAUAUCAUUCACACUGGAGUUCAAGUGUCUCAAUUCUAGUUUUUCUUCACUGACAUAUGACACAGAUCUGAAGUUUUCCAUUCUGUGACAGAGAAUAGUGAGUUACAUGUCAGGAAAUGAGACACCAGAAGUAACAGACUGACUGUUAUCUUAGAGCAUUUCUACCAAGAUUCAAAUUACACAAGUCACAUCUGUUUUUGUUGGAACAAUGUCUCUUGAUGUGACCAUCUUCACUGGACAAAUGGUGCAGCAUUGAUUUCUACAAGUCAUCUGGUUAAUCUUUCAUUUUAAAUCACAGAGGGCUUCUUAAUGAAAAUGUGUCAUUUAAUGACCGCUCCACACUAUUACAUUACGUUACUACAGGUUUUCAAAGCUGAUUUGAUUUCAGUGUUGUUGAGUUUAUUUAAUAGUACCUGCCAAAUGGACAUACAUGUUUCACAUUUGUGUCAAAGGAUCUAAAUGUGUCUACAUGUAGAGAUCGAGCCUUUUCCAAAUGUUUGACAUGAAAGUGUCUUCAACCAUUUUCCUUACUGGAAUAGCAGUAAAUUAGUUUCAUUGUCUGUAGAAUUAUUUCUUAUAGCAUUAAGAGUAAUAUGUGUGUCUACGUUCUGUGCAAUUCAUAUUAGACUACUUUACUUUACAACUUGCACAAUCAAGGAAAUGCAAAUUCCAUAAUGUUCUUGAGAAAUGAGAAUGCUGACAUUUUACCAUUUGUGAUUGAUGAUAAAUGAUUAAUCAUGAUUAACUGUUCUUUUUUAAAUUUUAAAUCAAAAGUAAGUUGGCAUGUACCUUUUUAACAAAACUUCCUAUUUCUUCAGAUUAUGUAAUUGAAAUCACCUUUACAAGAUGAUACCAGUAUUACAGUAUAGUACAUACAGAGUUAAAUAAUCUGAUAACAAUAUGACGGUCAAUAUGUUUUUUACAUAUACAAAAACAUUUCAAUAGGGAUCCCUUAAAUUUGGUAAAUAAAGAAUUGGGACCAAGGAAAGAACGACAAACCUUUGACGAGUAGAGCUUGUUGUGGGAUCGUAUCUGUAGCUUGGAAAUGUUUCCUUGGAGGCUCAGGUCAGGGGGAAAAAUCUCUUUUCUCAAUUGCUGCUACUGGAGGAAUGAAAAUGGCUGACACGGCUAAUGCAAUCUGUAUGCACGGACUGUCCUUUAACACUAAUAUGAAUGAUUUGGAGCAGGGGUUUUCAAAGUCUGAGGCUAUGGGCCUCCCCUCAGACAAAGCUUAGGCAAGUGCUCCCCCUCCCCCCCCCCCCCUUAGUUUACUUGCCUAGUAGACGCUCAACAAUUGAGUCAAGAUUGCCUAAUAUUGAUAACUUCAAACUACAAGAAAUACAUUAACAAGGUCUGUCCUAAGGCUUAAUUUAGUAGUUUGUGACUCUGGGAAAGUUUCCCCAAAAGUCUUUCAUCUCUUUAAUCAAACAUCACACACAUUAGUCUAUUCUAUGUGAUCUUCCUUUGAUGUAAUAUUGUUUUACUUCCAUUCACUAAGCCUCCCCUGAGACUGUUCGUAGGCCCGGGCUCCCACUCUGAAAACCUCUGAUUCAUACUAUAGUUGUCCAUUUGAAAAUAUAACAAUGUGAUAAAAUAAGUGAAUGCUAUGUAAAUGAUGAUUGGAGGACAUGCUCUACCUUUACCUGCCUUUGCUAAUGUAAAUGAAAGUACAUUCCACAUGUCUAUUUAUAUAUAGAAAUAUGUACAUACUGUAUGCAUUGAGAACUUUAUAAAUCAGUGGAUGUAAAUGGUU